Molecule: messenger RNA, 243 nt
Organism: Parnassius apollo (apollo)
Lineage: Eukaryota; Metazoa; Arthropoda; Insecta; Lepidoptera; Papilionidae
Source: the annotation of a GenBank genome assembly
AUGACUUCUCGAGAAAAUAUCACAGCACAGACUACGUUACCUUCAGCAAGGACUUCACGAAAGCAAAAUAUAGAGAAAGAUCCUGAAGUUGAUGAAACUUUGCAUUUCUUGAGGGAGAUUACGUCUAAAGCAGGGCAACGCGAUGAUGCUAAUAUAUUUGCGGACUAUAUAAGUAGCAAGUUAAGGAAGAUGGAAUAUUACACGAUGUACAGUAAAACAUCAAAUCCAGAAUAUUAUCUAUGA